GUUAGCGAUAGUUGUUCGACUGGCUGACAGACAGACACAACAGAGCGGCUUAAACUCUGUCUCAUUACUAACAGACCGGCCAUUUGUCUCACCUGCUUUAUCCGUUAAUCUUAGUGUGGUGGCCUCGGCGCUUCAAUGAGAGCUUUCUGACUUUAUAUUCUGACUUUAUGUCAGAAUAAACUGAGGUUUCUUUAAAGUCUCCACCUGUUAUUUGCUACAUCGAGGGGCUAAAGGGAGCUAACGUGAACGUUUCGGCUGCUAGCGCUCAUUAGCUGAUUGUUUUAGUUUCUCCUCCUGCUGAACACCAUAACAAGGUAAGUUAAUUUAAUCUAAUUUAUUUUCUUUAUAUUUUUAAGACAUUACUGAAGAACUUGUGUGCUUGUUCUCAACAGUUGGGGCGGCUAAUUGUUCGUAUAUUCGAUGUUAAACUUACGCACAUCCCGUUAUUAUCGCAGGUUAAAGUUGUUAAAUAGGAACAUCAUGGACACUAUGAAGUAGUUUAAGUAACUGAUAAAGGUUUGUGUUUAUUAAGAAGUGGAUUUAUAAAUGCCGAGGAUCCCAGUAUUAAAAGCUCAGGGAGGGUCUUUGUGUUUGUAUAGACUUUGGCGCCCCCUAUGGGCAAAGAGGCGCCUCUGACCUACAGCUGAUCUUUUCUUAUUAGUUAAAAGUUCAAAAAUAAAGAAAUCUCACCCUGCUGUUUUACAGUCAAAUGUAUCAGUCAUCAUUUGCUUUGAAAAAGUAUAAAUAAGCUUUAUUUCCAACAUGUUGGGAGUUGACUCGCCUGGACUAGCUCCCUCACAUUAAUCGCAGCCAUUCAAAAUUAUAAUAGAGAAUAUGUAGAUCUUUCUUAUUUGCUUUGUUAGGUCUUACAACUGGCAGAUCAGUGUGUUUAAUGACCAUUUAAAACCUUCACUUCUAAAUAAAAGUAUUUGUUUUAAACCCAAUAAUGAGCUACACAGAUGUUAUUAAAGAACGACACCAUGGUGUUUAAGAUACUCGACACUUGUUUACGUGUGACAUGAGUGCCGCUGUGUGACACCAGCAUCAGGGCAAGAGAGACUAGUGAUAUAAACACCAACCCUCUAAGGCAGACCUGGGCAUUUAAGGGCCACAUCCGGCCCUUUGGAUGUCCCUGCCCGGCCCUUCGUGAGGUCAGGCAAUCAAAUCACCGACAUGCAAGUGUGUCGCUUUUAUUUUGAAAACCUAGCCUUGUUUUAUUUCCGGUUGGACGCAUGUGAGUACAUCCUAGUUCUGCAUUCGUGAACAGAGACAAGUUAAAACAUCGGCAAAAUAUACGUAGACGCCUUAGAGUUGCCAAGUCAACUUAUUAUAAACGACUUUAAGCUUGUUUCUCUGAGAAGUCGCUUGUAAAACUCGUGAGUGGCAGAUGUGCUUCUUAGUUAUCGUUGGUUCGGCCCUCCAACACAGUUCAGGUUUCUCAUGUGGCCCCAUGUGAAAAGUAAUUGCCCACCCCUGCUCUAAGGGGUUCUCCGUCUCAGCUGAGUUUGGUCUUGUCUCGGUCCUCCAAAGGUCACAGUGGCGGCUUUAAUUCGUCCACACCAAGCAUGAACAAAUGUCGGCUGUAUUGAAGUAUUUUGAAGCGUCAGGAACAGACUGUAGAAGAGCUGCUCAUAGUGACUUCAGGUGAUGGGAGGACAUGCAGAAUUAUACUCCUUUAACACUUCAACAUCAUGAACAUCAAGAGCCAAAAAAACUGCUUCUUCAUCUGUUGUUCAUUUAUUUCCUGUCUGGUAUGAAAAUUUAAUGUUUAUAUACCCUAACAUUUUGAAACAUGUCGCUCUGACACAUGUUAUAACUGUAAUUUUACCUCACUAGAACCACAGGCCCUGGUUUGUUGUACUGGGGUCAGUUCUGACUAAACAGAGGAGAUAUUUGACAUGGAGAUAUAGUGUUAAUGUCUGCAGAUUAGGGUUCAGUAUUUUGACACACCUUUAGAGAAGCAGCAGAUAAUCAGUGAUUCCUAACAUAUCUCAGCCAUCCAAGUAAAGCAGUUGUUAUGCAAUACUGUCUGCAUAACCGAACCUGUGUGGCGAACAGGUUAAAGUGUGCUGGUUUCAUCCACAUAAGCUUCAAAGUGACAGCUAAUGCUCUGAGUGUUUCCCAGUGCACAGCUUCUAAAAGGAUGAACAUGAGCUGUCUGAGUCCAGAGCAGCGACUUCAACAGAUACUGAUGCAGAUCUGUCCGACAUGAGGAGGGGGAGGGUGACAUGGCAAAAAAUAUUAAAUCCCAUUUCUUAAACAGCAGAAUCACAUUCUUGAUUUCAUCACAGUUUAUUUUCAUGUUUCUUCUUGAGACUGUUAUGACUGGUAUAAGUUACCCAGUUGACGCUGGUAUGAAAUAGUAAUUCAGUUGAGUGCUCUCCUCCUAAAGCAGAUCAUGAACUAACCAAGCCUGAACCCACCUCCCCUCUCAGUGAGAUCACUUUUUUAGUCUGCAUGAUUAAUCAGACAGAAAUGAUCAUUUAAACUCAAUUUGAACUGAGUUUAGUAGAACACACUCAGAUCUAUUUCAGGUGAUAAAAAAGAGUUUGAAAGCAUUUUAGGGUUGAGGGUGAGACUCUGUCUUUGCAGUACACCACGUCUAAUCUAAUGUAAGGAGAGGAGGUCUUAGUAGACGCCGCUGGUUAGAAAAUCACUGACUGCAACUUUUAGAAUAUAAUCCUCGCAUUUUAAUAUUUUCAUAAACAGCUUAAUUAUGAAGUGGAAUAUUCACUGGACGUUGUUUGAUGACAUAGAACUGCAGUGGUCGUCAACAUCAUGUGCUAAUACUACAUUCCCUCUGGAUUUGCAGAUUGUUGAGAUGUUCUUCUGUUAACAUUCAGGGGUGUACAACAUUGGAUUUUUGCAGAUAUUAUUCAAACUUAUUUUGGUUAAUACUAGUGUCAGUAUUAAUAUUUAUUGACCUUAUUUUCUCCAGGAAGAAGGCAGUUUCUCCUGUAAUAGCUGUUGCUGUUUUUGUUACAGUCCAUCUAUUUAGACACAGACAAGACAAAAAACAUCAGAUUUUACCGUAGAUGAUAAAUCUCUCUGUAUAUAUUUUAAACUAUAGACGUUCUGUUAUGUGUCUGUUUAGGUUAUUGAAUUCAGCUCUGCACCACAGUUAAACACUCAUGAUAUAUCAUCAGUUCUUGACAGUGAGUUGGAUGUGUACCUGCAGCUGUUUGUGGUUUAUUUCGCUCACGUCAUUGCAGCUGAUUAUCAGUUUACAUUAGUGAGAGGGUUUAGAACAAACAGAGCUGUCUUUUUUAUCGCCGUUUUAUGGAGAUAAUGUUGGUUUUAUACGGCUGUAAUUAAAGCUCAUGUGAUGCUACUGAUCUGAGAAGAGGCGUGAGAUGUUUUACAACUUUAACUUACAGAUCUAAACGCUGCCUUGUGUUGGUAUGAUCUCCUCAUAGUUUAGUUUUCAACAGUUUAGACCCACACAUGCUGACUCACGACUCUCUGAGGGGGAUUUAUUCGAUGGAUCCGGGUCGAACUCUGCGCUCAUUUCCUUUCUCGUCCUUGGUGUGUUCUUAAUUUUUCACGCAUGCUGGGACAAGAUUAUGAAACCGCACCUUGACAUCAUCAGUCUGUGUCAAAGCAAAGCUCAAGUAAGGUGCAGUCAUCAAUGAUUUACAGGCUAUACCUACGAGGCUAAUAUGAGUAAAUCUGUUAUCAUCGUCGUUACGGUCGUCUGAGAAUUUCACCCAAAUCUGCUGUGAAGGAAACAGAAUCUGUGUGAAAUCCACUGACUGCAGUGGAUUCAACAUCUGUAUAUUAUGCAUUAUUAAUGUUUUGAUAUACAAGUACAGUGUUAUAGUAUUUUUAUAAAAUAACUGACCAUAUGACAGUUUGAUGAAUGAUAACAGAGGCAUGUUUUUCCAGACAAAGGUUGUUUAUUUUGUCUUGAACAGCGGACAUACUUGUGGUUUAUGUCGUAAAAAGGAAGUUUAAUCUGCCUCAAAGGCUUUCCAAGUCGAUUAUUGUUACUGAAUAUUAAAUAUGUUUAAUUAUCAGGAUUAUGAGGUUUUGUUAAAGAGCUUAACAGAACCAAAGUUACUGUUUAAACCAAUAAUGUCCUCUUCUGUUCGAGUCAAUUUUACUCAGUUGGAAAGGCAAGGUGGAGCAUGUCAGGGUGGUGUUGCUCAACAGCCGAUUCAAAAGCUUUUGUUUUGUUUGCUCUGAAAAAAACAAAUAUUAAAGGACGACACGAUAACUCCCUACUGAUUUCGAUUUAAAUGCAGGAUCCAAUAAAUGAGCCUGGAUAGGAAGUAUUGUUGUUGUUCCGUUUAAAUCUAAUUUCCUAAACGUAUUUGGAUGGACUCAGAAAAACUAAAGCACCUCUAUCUUUAUCAGCGUGCAGAAACAUGUAGCUGCCUGCUUGGAGGAGAAUUAGUCCCUUUAAUUGUGAAUAUUAUUGGACUUGGUGUGCUCCAUACUCUGAUAUUAUUUGUCUUGUUAAAAUAACAUCUUGUAUGAAGUCAAAACAACUUUGUUUUUCCUGCUUGAGGAGGAAAGCAAACAGCAGACUCGCUCUAGACUGACUCUUAAACGGACAAACAGAAGAUUUUCUCCACUGAUGCAAUCGUCCCUUUACAUGUUUAUUAGUGUUUUAUUAUUAUGUAGCUAUAGCAGCCAAUAUUAAGCUCUAAUCAUACCAGCUUAAUGUAGUAGAGGACCUUAAUGUCAACUAUCAACCUUAAAAAAUAGCGAUCUUCUUCUUCUGACUCUUCUUGGUGAGGACCAGCACUAAGAACCAGUACCAUCCUCCACUAAGAACCAGUUAGCUCCAUGUCGCCGCAGCUCCCUUGUUUUUAGGACAGUGAUCUUCAAUACAAAAAAGAAAUCGCUUUAAGUGAGAGUCUAAGAAAACCUGAGUGUAAACACUUUUGUUUGAUCAGGAGAAAACCCCACAGAGCGACUUUAAGCAGGAAAACAGCCAGAAGAAGAAUUCGAGGGAAAAACCGGAGAUACAAACUUUAAGAAAAGCUGAAAACAAGAUUGUGUUAAAAAUACCGACUUCACUGACGCUCAGUUUCUGAGUCUAAAGGCUUUAAUUCAAUCAUCAGUAAUAAUCCAACAGUAAAGCGUCUGUUUCUGUGGUAGUUUUUGAAGUGUAGUAUCAGAGGUUGGUGCUCAUUUGUUUAACUAGUUUCAGAAAAAUCAACAGCUGACAUUAAAAUGAACUCUGUUCCUGUUCCAGCAGUUUUUCACCAAGUUAGAUCCUUUAGUGACAUUAGUGUUGGAGCCGGCUGCUCCCCCCUGACUGUCUGAAUUUUAAUAAAAAACCACUAAAAGAUACUAAAAAUGAAAUGGGACUUUCUCCCCCCUGAGUUGUUGUUGUUGUUUACUGCUGUGAACUUCAGUCUCUUGAAAAACGAGGAAACACUCGAGCUGUUUUGGUUUUUUCUUUCAUCCUGGAGUCGCAGCAGCCAUGAGGUGGGCGUACUAUCCCAUCAAUAACAUCUGUAACUAGCUGUUUGGAAACGUCCUCUCGAAGACGUCGGUGUUGAAUGUUAAACAGCCUGAACCGCAGCCACGGGUCCAGGAUGUGCGGCAGUCUUGUUGAAGGCACAGGGGGGUAUGUUGUGUCCUCCUUGGGUUGAGACCGGUCCAUUUGAACCCUGCGGUCUCUAUCGGCUUAUUGUUCGGCUCUGCCCGCGUCCCUCUCCACUGAUGUCACAGCAUUCCAGUUAGCAGAUAAAUGAGUUAGUGUUAGGGCAGAUGAGCAGCGUCGUGAAUGCUGCUGCUGCUGCUAAUAGUGGGUCAAAGGGCACGAGUGCAGCGGCGUAACUGCAAACACACUCGCCAGAACACCUACGCGGCACGCCUUUCCCGACACUUCAUUCAGAGCGUGAUAGGAAACAUUUCAGUUAGAUACCCAAUGAAUCAUGGGACAUGGUCUUUUUAUCACUCACGUUAUGAUGAAUUAUGAUAUGAUUAAGUCGCUGAAGGGAAAGUGUUUUUUAAUUCCAGUUCUCGCUCUUUGAGUCUCAAAGUUCGAGUCUUUUUUGGUGGAUUUUUGCAGCAGACUUGGUUCGUUUAGCUUGUUAACUUUGUCUUUCAAACUAAUUUCAUUUAACCGCGCAGAUAUCCACAUGAUAUUUUCCUGAGCCUGUAUUUAAAAAUAAUAAAUAUAAUAAUAAUAAAUUUUAUUUAUAAAGCACUUUUCCAGGUGCUCAAAGACACUUUACAAAAAAUACAAUACAGAAAAUUCUGAGAAAUAAGACCAACAAUGUAAAAGGUUAAAAAAAUGUGAUAAUAAUAAACGUUCACUCAAGUUGAGCAGUUUCUAACAAAAACAAUACUGUGAUAUCAGCAGGGCUGUAAGUCGAUGAGUCGAUUUUUGGUCGAAAGGGUUUUAGUUGACCAAGAAUUUCUUUGUUCUAGAUAUCAGCCAACCUGCUGUCUCAUAAUCGGCGUCCAUGUCAGCGGUUGAAAAACUGAUAUAGGUGCGAGUUCUCGUCGAGCACACACACACACGUUACACACUCUCUCACUGGUCAAACCUUGAGAUGAAAGUGAAAGUGAAGCCGUUAUUAUCAGACAUGUAAACAAAUAAAGUUGACAGGAUUUAUGAAGCCGCUCAGAGCUCCAACAGUCAGACUCAUGAGUAGUUUUAACACCUGAAACAGAAACUGAAGACGCUUCAAUCAAACUAGAUUACAGGAGAACUUAGAGAGAGGCAGGUGGAGUAAACUCAAGUCUGCAGUCUUCUUAUUCUGGACGACCUCAACUCUAAAGUCCAUUUUAUUUCAGAAAGUUUACUUAUUUAAAAGCUUCAUAUUUAGUUUUUGGAUGUAAUUGUCUAUAAGAAAUUGUCUAGUCUAGCUUCCUCAGUGUCAUACAAAGGUCUUUUACGUUGGUAUUUUUAAUAUUUUAUCCAGUAUUGAUAAAAAGUCCCAUACUGGUGUUCUGGCUGUGUUAAUUUAGGGCCCUUUUGUUUUAUUUCCAUUUGUUUUUAUUAAUGUUUUGUUUUGUUUUAUUUCAAAUGUUUUUCUUUAAGCCGGUUUACCUCCAGUCGAACUUUGCUGUUGGGAAAUAUAAACCGGGUUGACUUCUUUUAGUGUCAAAGUUUGAUCUUUUUUUUACUCGUCCCACUUUCACGGUGAGAAAUGUAGACAAAGACUCACUUGACUGCAAGCUGUCAAAAUCUGAUUUAUGGCGGCGUUAGAAAGAAAGCUUCGAUCACACGGUUAGUUUAGACUUUUGUAUUAUCAGUGAUAAUCUGUUCGUAAAGCUAUUUUCUGUUGUCAGCACUUCCUCUUUAUCUCUGUUCUGUCUCUAAAAGGACGAUCCGCUCUGACCCAGAAUCCUUCACUGUCAGGUUUAACCUCCUACCAUCAUCACCGAGGUCACUCCAGGUCGUUGUAAUCUCUCAGGACUUGUUACGCCUCAUACACUAUUCAUGUUUUGUAAAUGUUUUCCGUCAUUGGGAGGCUCGCUUGUUGUUAAUGCUUUAAUGAGUGAAAGGGUGAGUGCGUACGAACAGAACGUGAAGUUUAUCCCAGUUGAAUCAUGGUUCUCGUCGAAACACUAACACACGACUGUACGCAGGAGACAAGCUCAGGCAGGAUUGGUCUAACCUGAAGGAGAUAGAUCUACAAACAUAGAUGUUGUUUUUAGUUUAAGGAGACUGACUCAGCAGCUCAAGGAGAGAGGGACUCGAGCUGCUUUCUGUCCUCUGGGUGGUUGUUAUGAAUCAGCUGGUUCUACCUGAUCAUCUAUGAACUGUGCAAACUAAAUUUCACUUACUGUAGUUCUUUUAAACUCUGUACAAAGUUGAGCCGCGUAUCGUUGCACGCACAGUGGUCUCAAACGAGGAACAGAAAGUGUCUCAUCUUUCAGAUAUGUUGGUUUCAGAUGUUGAGACUCAUGACGGGGCAGAGACAUCAGCAGAAAAGGUUAAAACGAGGGCUGUCGUACAGUUUGAUAUUUUAAACCACAGUUCCCAUAAGAAUCAGAUUUAUUUCAGAUGAAUCUCACAUGUUUUAUCUUUUCUAAAUUUACAUUUUUAUUUGUAAACACGUGGACAUUUAUACUUGCUUUAUGCAAAUGUAUGUCUGUUACUGUAACAACAGUCUAAAAUAACAGAUACUGUGCAGAAAGGAGGCGGGGCUUGCUGCUCCAAAAACCCAAAGACGCCGCUGUUAUGUCAUCACCUGGUUUCCAGAGGGGGCGUCCUCAGGGUCACGAUGGCGUUGAUUUUGAAACAGAUACAUGAUUGUGCAAAAACAGUAAAUAUUGUCGGACUAAACGCUCCAACGCUUGUGCAACAUCUUUCAGGUUGUCAACAUGCUGCAGUGAGGGAUGCACCGAGUCUUGAUUUUAACAAUGGCCAUCGGGGGGGUGCAGGGGUGCGCCCCCUCGGAGAGCUGCCCGACACUGGUUCCCGCCAACUCCUCCUCCAAGGACUACUGCUACUCAGCCCGAAUACGCAGCACCGUGCUCCAGGGACUGCCCUUCGGAGGAGUGCCCACCGUCCUCGCCCUCGACUUCAUGUGCUUCUUGGUGAGUCGAUAUUUCGCUCAAAUAGAGAAACUAAAAUCCACGUCUAGCUUUCUUUCUGUCUUUCUGAAGAUCCCCUGUAGCCCCAGUAUAAACAAAAAGGCGAAGAUAAACAGCCUAGAGUUUUAGUAGUUUCAUAAAAAAUGUUAAAACUAUUCUAAAAACCCUCUAAAUCUCCAUGUAGAAAAUAUAACAAACUGCAUGUAAAGGUUUCGUUUACCUCUCCAGGCUGCAGCCUCUCAGGUCGUGUUUUCUCUGAAGCCCUGAGCGUUGACAUGAAAUCUUUCCGGGAGGUGUUUUUGAUAAAUAAACAGCGUAAAGCCGUUCUGGGACUUUGGUUCAGCAGGUCUCUGUAAUGUCAAUAAAGAGGACAGACGUGUUUACAUGCAGUGUUUGUUUUGUUUUCAUAGAUGCUGCUGGUCGUCUUCUCCUUUCUGAGAAAAGUAGCGUGGGACUAUGGGCGCCUGGCUCUGGUGACUGACGCUGACAGGUAAUAACAGCAGAGCGCUUUGACCUGGAAGGUCCAGUACUGAGUCAUAGAGAGGAAAAACACUGUGGAAUAAAUCAAUAAUGUGAACAAUUGAUCAGGGAGGUAACCGUAUCAGACUCUCAUGAGAGGACAAAUCACAAAAACAAGUCUAUCACAUGAUCUCUCUCUCUCUCUGAUGCAGAAGUGAAGCUGUACAUUUCUUCUUCACAGUCUUUUGGCUCGGCUGGAUUUCUGAUCUUAUAUAAGUCGUAUUUCUGGACAUCCACAUGUUCUGUUUUUGAUCGUCUCUUUUCUCAUUUCUUGACAUAAGGACAUUGAAAUACUUCCACAUGUCAGAUCUAAAAGCAGCUGCAGCUUUUACAGUUCGAGAAUCCUCUCUCAGUGCCGGACCACGAUGUUACAGAGCUCACACAUCCACCCAAACCAGAAUGACACAGUGGAGUAGGGCUGGGCGAUAAUCCGAAAAUUUACCGAUACAGACAUUUAUGACAAUAAAUAACGUCAUUGUGCCCAUAUCGGUAUAGUUGUAGACGAAGUUAAUGUGGGAGGGGCUGAGCAGCUCGUGGAGUAGUUAUCCUCCAUUUAUCGUUAUCGAGGUGAACUGAUCAAUAUAUCCUGAUAUUGAUUUGAGGACAUAUCGCCCAGCCCUACAGUGAAGUUUUUCCAAUAACAGCGCUGUGUGAAUUAUUAAUCUGCGCUUUAAAAGGCGCUCAUCGUCAUCGCUGCUCCUGAGCCUCAUUGAUCCAGAACCAGGUCAGAGGUUUUCAUCUGCCAGACAUCACAAGGACUGUACCCUAGACGAGAAGUCGGCGUCAGCAGUUUCAACUUUUGCACUUGUUACUCGGUUUCUGUACUUUUGCAACAAAUGAGGUCAAACCGUUUUUAGAGAGAGACAGAAACAGAAGAGGAAGAAUUGAGGAACUGUAAGCGAUCCAGAACUCUUAACAUCGAUCCUCCAGACCGCUCUAAAGCCUCAGUCUGAAUCUAAGAUCCUCAUUAUCACAUCACAACACACCGACAGAUCUAAAAGGACCAUUAAAGAAAACGUCUAUCCUAAUCCGAUGAUGUGAGGGAGUGUUGGUGCAGCUGAAGGUGUUCUGGAGGAGAAGAAGGAGCGAAGGACUUCUUCUUCAUUACAGACCUCUUUGUCUGUGAACCCUGAGAGUCCAUGACACAGUGCUCCAUCACCUACUUCCCCCCGCCGCGUCUGUGUGAUGGUGCAGCUUCACUGUUUUUGCAGCUGCGUGUGAGCCAAGUUCGGGGGGUUUGCGGCGUGGCGGGGAGCCGGGAGGGGGGGGACGGCAUGAGACACUUUAGUAUCAGACGGGAAGUUUGAUGUCUCAUGACACUGAGCUGACUUUAGAUCUUCCUAAGACAAUCUGGAAAGUGAAAGCUGACUUGAGCCUGACUCAUCAGCAGAUAUUAAAUCUGGUUUGUGUUUUUGUAGGAGCUGCACUCGUCAUGGAGACACAAUUUCUGUGAUCGAUACAGCCGCUGAUUAUUCCUCCAAUCAAACGAUUAUUUGUCUGAUCUGAUUCAUGUCAAAGAGUUGCAGGAAAUGCUCAUCUGAAUUUCCCAGAACCCCAAAGAGAUGUCCUCAUGAAGCUUCUUUUAGAAAGCAGACUGUUUAAGGCUGAAGUUUAUGUAUUUGAAGAAGAAAAGAAGAGGCGUAGGUCUGCAGAAAUGACCAAAUAUAUGCAGAGAUGAUCAGAUAUUUGGAGACUAGUUUUCUGUUUAUUGAUAAAACAAAUGUAGAAAACUCUCCAGACUUGGAUCAGUAGUUUUGGGUCUUAACUUUCACUCGUGGUCUAAACAGUUUAGACUUUCAGGUCUGCUCAGAUUUCUUAUUUUUGAUAAUACUGAAAUACAGGAAUGUGAUUCUGAUGGAUUCAUCUUGAAUUCUGGACUUUUCUACCCUGAGAUUUGACCCACGUGAAUUAUGAUAACCAUAAAACGACAUAUUUAGAAUUAAAGAGUAAUAAGUAAAGGGGAAACCCAGAACAUACAGGGUCAGUACAGGAUCAUACUUUCUCUAUUUCUCUGGUUGAUCAAACGAUCUUUUUUUUAUUCAUUUGUUUCUUCACAGUCGUCUUUUUGUGACGGUAACAGAUCACAUGCUGAACUCUUAAAUUCGUUUUCACCAUCCUCCAAUUUUAACAAAUUAAAGUCCAUUCAAAGAAAUUCUGGUCAUGUGAUUUAAUAACCGUCAGACAAUAGUAUAGAAAUAUUAGUAUAGAGACGACUCGUGCGUAGCUGCAGAGAUUGUGCCAGUUCUCUGUUGUCUGGAUUGUGGAUCAGAGACUCAGCUGAAAUCAGGUUUAAGGAUCAGAACUAAGAGACUAAAAGACCAUUUCUGUUUUUAUGGACAUGAUUUCUGAGAGAUGAUGGCGUCUGUUAAAGAGAACAUCAUCUCCACUCGCUCUGACACUCCUGCUCCUCAUGUUUUCUGGUCCAUGUGGGGACGUUGAAUCCAGGCUGGACGAUUAUGGCAGAAAUAUAAUCAGUUAUUUUGACUGAUCUUAAAAUCACGGUUAAAAUUCGAUUAAUGGUCCAGCUCUACUGAAACGGUUUGGUGUGAAUAUGUCGGGCUGAGCGACGUGGACUAAAAAUACAAUCUCUGAUUUUGACAAAAACUUGAUGAUGACAAAGACACGAGUGUUUUUAUUUUAUCAUUAACAGGUAAAUCAGAUUAAAGUUGUUAAAAUGCACGCUGUGAAGAGGAGCAGAGGGUUUACAUGAACACUGAGGGCAGCAGGAAUUUAGAGGAUUAUCAACAGAGACUUUUUCUGUCAUCUUUAAUAAAAACUGUAGAAGUGAAAGUAUUUUUAAGUUUCCAUAAACAAACUCAGAAAUGCUCCUGUAAGUGAAAACAAAGGUUUCUAACGUGUACUUUUAAGACUGAUGUGUACUAAACUGUAACCAGCCCUCAGUGGUCAGUGGAAUAUUCUCCUGAAACCAGCAGCACGCUCUCUGUCCUCUCUAAACUGGUUUUAUUUUGCUUCUCCUCCACCAGAAGAAUGGAUCAGCGGUACAGUCGGCUGGACGAUCGGGAAUAGUAGGUCCUCUCUCCGUACAGUCGACUCACUAACGUCUUCUUCUCUCCAUCACCUCUCUGUAGUUAACCUAACUCACGAGUCUGGUUCUCUCUGCUCAGGCCGCUGUGGGUUUCAGCCUCUUAUCACUCUUGUUGGUCGGGCUUUUCUCCUCCUCCUCCUCCUCCUCCUCCUCCUCCUCUUCCUCCAGGCGUUUCCCAGUACCAGGCUCCUAAUCUUCCCCCUCUGUCCACUCUUAUGUCUGCUGCUGUCGGGUGUCUCUGUCCUCUCUCACUGUCCUAAUCAGAUCUGUGUGUGCUAAUCCGUGUAUUGACCUCUUUAUCAAGCAUGGACUUCUUCUCUCUGAGCGGACCACAUGAGCUGCACAGACACGACCCUGACAGGGAGAGGUAAAGCUCCCCUGAUGACUGUGGUUCAUAGACAGGCCCUAACAUGGAGCGCCUUCAGUUUCCUGUCUACUAGAGCCGAGACCAACCACUCCUACUCUUUACAGGAAUGUGAGAGGAGGACUGACGGUGGAUUACAGCCGCAGGCUUUCUCCUCAUUCCAUUAGAGGUCUCUUAGAUCCCCGGGUGACGUCAUCCUGUUUAAUGUAGUUCUCUGAGCUCUGAAUCAAGAUUGGAAUUCCUGCAGAGUCAGGGCCCUCCUCAUGUUUUUAUGGUUACGUCAAAUUCGACCCGACAUUACCUCACCGGGAAGUGCUUUAAAAAUUAUACAACGACAAUUCCUGAAAUGUUGGGACACAGUUUUUGAAUGUUCAAAGGUGCAAAAGACGCCAGCGACAUGUUUCAGAGAGAGUCAGGACAGGGUCGGGAUCAUCUCUUUUAUUUUACCAUCACUCUGCAAACAUCAGUGAACCCAGCAGACCAGGUUCUGGAGUCUGGAAGUGAACUGGAGUCUCUAUAGGACUAUAGCGGCUCAAGAGUUCGGGGUCUCUGAGGCCAGGACUCUUCUCCUACAGAGCCAUGCUGUUGUCAGAAUGUGGUUUGGGAUCAUCUGAAGGUCUUUCCUGAAAAAGUCUUUGUCUGGGUGGACGCAGAUGUUGCUUCUAAAGUUGAAGAUAUUAUUUAAAACUGAGGAUGCAGCAUCUAUGAUUUCCACUUCUUCGUUUCUAAGGCGAAACAUCUCAAUAAGUCCAGUUGUUCUUUCCAAUAGAGAGUUAGAUUGUGAUAUUAAGCCCAUGCAGUGACUCCAACUACAGAGUCCCGAUUCUCCAGAACCUGUAGAUGUUGUUCAGCAUUAAUGAAGCCUUCACAGAUGUGGAAGAUACCCAUGACAUGGACUCUGAUGAUCUACAGACCAUCAGAGAUGCCGACGACAAGCAGGGUGGACUCUAGAUAUUUUAAAACUGAGGACACAGUAUCUAUGAUUUCCAAUUCUUCGUCCAGAGUCCUGUCUGUUUUUAGUGCCCUGAAGAUCAGGACCAUCCAGUCCUGGUUCUGAAACUGUUGAACUUUAAUUUGUCCCUGAAACGACUUUUAUGAAACAUGUCGCUGUCGUCACAUUUAAAGUAAAAACAUAAUUGAACAAACUUUUUCAGUAAAUGGUUAAAAAAACCUUAAAUUCAGUUUUUAUUCAGUGUCCCGGCUCUGUCAGGACUGGUCUUGUUUAUUUAAAACACUCUGCGGUGUGUGUGGAGGAGUUCCUGUGGCUCAGCUGGAUCAACUCCGUGAAUCACCUCCUUCUCCUUCUUCUUCAUGAUCGCUGGUUUUCUGUUUCCUCUGUGAUCUUCUCCUGUAGAGCUUAGCCUCCUAACGUCUCCACCUUUCCUCUGACAGUGACGGUGUUGUUCACUCUCUCUCUGUGUAAAGUAGGCUCCUAAUGCUGCAUGAGAUGUGGCUGCAGAGAUUUUCCCUGUGGUCUGACGGUUAACCGACACAAAUCCUGUGUGGAGCCCUCAGAGGGUAAACAGGGGUGAAUCUCUUCAGUCCCAUUUCAGGGCGUGUGUGUGUUUUGUGUGUGUUUUGUGUUGUCACCUGUCUCAUACUGAUGGUAAUCCCUCUGUCAUGACACCACAAACACGAACAUGCGGAGGUGUUGAUUGGAGGUUUCUGUGUGUCCUCUCUCUACAGCGUGGCGUCUGCUUUGACAUCAGAGACACCAGAGCGCUACGAGCGACUGACCUCAGUUUCCAGCUCCGUGGACAUCGACCAGAGAGACACAGUAAGGCUGCUGCUCCUACAGGAUAAACCUGGAAUUACGUCUUUUCUGAGGCGCUUUAACUCUUGUUAUGUUGUCUCUUUAGGGCUUCUGCUCCUGGCUAACUGCGAUCUUUCGCAUCAAGUGAGUCAACCUUCUCGUGUUUUACCUCAAAGUCCCACUCCGAUCGUUUUAAAGUGUCCUCAGUGGUCUUUAAAUUGUGAUUAUGAAGUUUUUAGCCAAAUUCACGUCAUGUUCAAGCGCUUUUCUUCUGCAGAGCUCCAGCAGCUCAUUAGCGAUUCGCCUCUGAGUCGUGGGCGGAGACAGCGCUGCUCUGCACACUCCUCUUCACGCUAGCUUGUAGCCUAACAUUGUCGGUGUAGUAGAAGUAGCAGGUAACAUAGGAGAUAUUCAGCUCUCAGAUACUAAUGUCUUUGGAGACAUGAUGAAAGUUAAUAUCAUAAUUAGCUUAGAGUCUGGCCUGCAUAGUGGGGCUCCGGGGGCGGAGCUUGGAUUUGUGACAUGGGAAAUCUCACAGAAUCUGAACCUGCCAGAGAUUCACAGAGAUUUGGAUUCAGAAAUACUCAGAAAUGCAAUUUCCGUAGCAUCAGAAAAAUGAAUAUAUGCACAUGUAGACGACAAGACAAAGUAGAUUUUCAUCGUAGUGGGUCUGUAAAGGGUAGAUAAAUGGAAUGUUUAGAUUUUUUUGGUUGAAUUGUUGCUGUGUCGCUUCGUAGGGAUGAAGAGAUCAGGGAGAAGUGCGGCGAAGACGCCGUUCACUACCUGUCCUUUCAGCGGCACAUCAUCGGCCUGUUGGUGGUGGUCGGCGUUCUUUCUGUGGGCAUCAUCCUGCCGGUGAACUUCUCUGGAAACCUACUUGGUAAGUCAGCCGGUGAAAAAACAACCCCAGGAUGAUUCAGAAAAUACAGACGAUGAAUAUUUCACACAUCUGUGUGUAAAACUGUGCAGACUUUAACUUUGAUUUUUAAGAGACAAAAACAGUAAAAAUCAGCAACUUUAUAAAGAAGUAUGUUCAUAAAUAUUGUGUUGAUGUUACAACACUUUUAUAAAGAGUCAUGUCACUAACAAAUGAACAUCUUCUUCCUUUUUUUCCUCAGACAACAACGCCUACAGUUUUGGGCGAACCACUAUAGCAAACCUGGAUUCAGAGUGAGUCUUUCUCACACAGAUGCACCUUUAAAAAAAACUAAAGAGGGUUUCAUGACAAAGUGCACAUGUGUAAACUGAAGUGUUUUAAAUGUUUACAGUUUUAAAUUUAAGACCUUCAGCCUCUUACAGCAGAGAAACAGGCUGAUGAUAAUUAUUUAAACAAAAGUCUUUAAAUUCUUCAUUUCACAUCUAAUCAGAAUAUGAUAGUUCACUUUUUUAAAAUUUAUAUUAUGAAUAAAAACUGGAGGUUUUCAUAGAUGGAUCUGUAGUUUCAUAGUGUUAUUAUUAUAUUAUUAUUAGUAUACAUCGUGCUCUGAGUCAAAACCUCCGUCUUUAGCGCUCUAACAUGAUCGUUUUCUCCCUCUCAUUUCCUCAGUAACAAUCUACUCUGGCUGCACACCACCUUUGCAUUUCUCUACCUGUUACUGACGGUGUACAGCAUGCGACGGCACACUUCCAAGAUGCACUACAAGGAGGAUGACCUGGUGAGUGGCAGCACAUCCAGAAAUAACUGAUUUCACUACCUUCAGUCAUUAAUACCCACCCUGUCUUUAUUUCCCUGCAGGUGAAACGCACUUUAUUUGUCAACGGGAUCUCCAAGUACGCAGAGGAGACGGAGAUAAAGCAACACUUUGAGUAAGAUCGGCAGUAUCCCGACUCGAGUGUUAAUAACUCACCGAUUGGCUGAAAUCUGUCCGCUCCGUUUAGACGUGGUUAAGCUCUGCUGCGGCUGCAUUAAGGCGUAUGAGCGCCGUGCUCCUCCCUGUUAAAAGCAGCUCUACAUAGAGCCUGAACCAGACAAUGACCGGCUUAUAUAUGUGUAAUUGUCCAUAAUAGAAACCAGAUGAGCAGAUAAUGAAAGUCAUGUGUCUGGAUGGUUGAAGGCUAAAGACGGAGGUCUGGCUCAGGCGAACAGGACUCACCAAAAUCCACUUCCUGUGCGGCAGAUUUAAAGAGCGUGAUUAUGUUUAUAAAAUAAGACAAAAAGUUUAAAGAAAUUCACGUCAGUCACUUUUGGUUUUGUGCUUUUUAUGACUUUUGUAGUGAGAUUAAAUAAUCAGAUAUACAGACGGGCGCUCACAGAUUUGGAAAGCAUCGUCAUGAGCGGUUUAAACCUGUUUUUCUUUUAUAUCAGAUGUAAAAUAUAAGAAAUAAAGUAGUUAAAGUUUAAAGAUUGAAUCCAGUUCUGAAACUCUGAGCCUGUGGCGUUUACAGUCGAUGUUUUUUUUCUUUUCUAACUCAGUGUAGCGACCGCUUUCCUUCAACAAAAAAGGCAAAAAAAGGCAAAAAAGACUCGUCAAUUCAUCAGUCGGGUUUGAGUGUUAAAGGUGAUUUAUUGUUCAAAAGGGAGAGAAAACACACUGAUCCAGGUCAUGAAAAGUGAUAUGAUGAAAUGAGGGUAAAAGGACAAGUGAAAAAACAGUCAACAGAAAAUUAUCAGACCUGACCAAAACCCGUUGUUUCAGAGUACAGCCGUGUUUUUAAAUCACCCGCCAAACAUCCCAAAACCACACCCCUCAGUGUCGAUCUCCAGGAGUGAGAUACUCAGGAGAAAUCGUCUCCUCAACACGCUCAGUUCAGGUCUUUUAUUUUUACAUUUUCCCUCCUCUCUAAGUUUCUUUUCUUCUUUUUUACAGGCAGGCGUAUGAAAACUGUGUCGUACUGGAAGCUCGUAUCUGUUACAAUGUGGCCAGGCUGAUGUACCUCAACUCUGAAAGGUAAAACAGCGUGUGUGUUUUGGUUUGUGUGUGAGUGUGAGCGUCCUCUCUGUCUCUCUCCUGUUGUCAUCUUGUUUCAGUGAAAUCCUCGUCUCACUGCUGACGUCUGUUUGCAGGAAGAAGGCCGAGCGCAGCAAGAAGUUCUUCCUUGACCUGCAGGACAAAGAGCACAUCAGCAGCAUGAUCAAUCCCAAACCCUGCGGACACCUCUGCUGUUGCAUCAUCAAAGGCUGCGAGCAGGUCGGACUCGUUGCACCAUUUUCUUUAUCUGAAAACGACACACACUCAGGAAACAUGUUCACCAGCUCAGAAACACACAGACGGAGAUAAGGAGCCGAUCCAUGAGAACGGUUCAGAGAAUCCGAGCUCGUCUGAAACAUCUGACACGUCUUUAUCUGCUCCUGGACGGAGUUUCUUCACCGCUCGUGUCGCUAAUCCUCAAAUAACCUGAUCGGAGAUGUUGUUCUUUUCAUCUGCACCCGUUUACGUCUGCGCCGUAAUGUCCUAUUCAGUUUUACUUUGCUGACUUGCAUUAGGAGUAAAAAGGUCAGAUGCUAGUGUGUGUGUGUGUGUGUGAGUGUGUGUGUGUGUGUGUGUGUGUUUGUAAGUGUAUUAAUAGCUUUACGAUCAUGUGACGUGCGGUAAAUGGUUGGAUGAGGUAAACAGAUUAGAGGAAAUGAAGACGACUUCAAACUUUUGUGUUUCAUUUUUAGAAACAGAGUAAAUUAUCUGUAACUCUGUUAUUAUGACCAAACUGGAGCACAAAAGUGACAUGAUAUCUAUGAUUUAUAAUAUUUAUAGAGGUUUUUUUUUUUCAGUUUUGUUUCUUGAUUUGAUUUUUUUAUGAAUCCUCAAAGCACGCUGAUAAAAAAUAGAAGCGAAUCAGAAGUGGAAUACGACCUUUUCUGUGUCCACUGUAUGUUUACUUCUGACUGGGAAAGCUCUGGGCUGUUUGUCUGGUGCUCUGAUGUGUUUCCAGAAUACUAAUGCACAUCCAACAAGCACAAACAUCCAAACUACAAUUAAUUCAAAAAGCUGCUGCCAGACUACGAAGAGACCACACCGCAGCAGUUUUAGACGAGAUUUAAAGGUUUGACCGCUAGUUUUUUUUACGUCUCAGAAUGACUUCAGCUUUUAUCUGUGGACCGCUGACUCCCUACGAGUCAGACCGCAGCCUGAGGUUUUCUAGCAGGACCUUACUCGUGGUUCCUAAAUCUCAGCGAGGUGACUGCAGCGGUACAAACUAUAACAGGAGGAGGAGGAGGAGGAGACUCUUGUGUUGCUGCUCUGUUGUGUCAUUGUACACAAACACAAAACUGCAUUAUAUGAAUUAAGAUCAUCCCACACGUUUGAUGAGAUACAACAGUUGGUGUGAAUUGUGCGAUCGUGUGGGGUUUCAGUUUCAGAGAUUGUUGCAGAUCAGUGUAACAGAGUUUAAAGUCUGGUCAUUAGAUCUAUAGAAACGUCACGUUUUCACGUGUUCCUGACAGGAAGAGGCGGUGAGCUACUACACCAAACUGGAGGCCCAGCUGAAGGACGACUACAGGAAGGAGAGAGAGAAGGUGAACAGGAAGCCGUUGGGGAUGGCCUUCGUCACCUUCCAGAACGAGGCCAUAACCGCCAUGUAAGGACAUUUAAAGUGUUCGAUCCUUUAUAGAUGUGCGUCCUCGUCGUCGAUUUGAAACUAACUCUCUGGUCUCUGAUUCCUGGUCUUUGGGUUUUCCUCUCAGAAUCCUGAAGGACUUUAACGCCUGUAAGUGUCAGGGCUGUCAGUGCCGCCGGGAGCCCAAGAUCUCUCAGUUCAGCGCCAAGCUCCACACGCACAACUGGACCGUCAGCUACGCCCCGGAUCCACAGAACGUCUACUGGUGAGCUCACAGUCCGGGUCACACAGUCUCUUUAAAGGGCGGUUCCGCUUUAACUGCAUGAACGUCUUUGGUCCACAUACCCAAGUAUCAGGUUACGACCAGCUGUGUCCAUCUAACCGCUGCACGACCUUUAUCCCACAGGGAGCAUCUGUCAGUGGGCGGGGCCUCCUGGUGGCUCCGCUGUUUGAUCAUCAACAUUGUCCUCUUCCUCCUCCUGUUCUUCCUCACCACCCCUGCCAUCAUUAUCUCCACCAUGGACAAGUUCAACGUCACCAAACCUGUGGAGUACCUCAACGUGAGUUUAAGACCUGAAGUUACCUUUGUUAGUUCUUGUAGCUCCUCCUCCUUCUUCUUCUUCUUCAGCUCUGAGACCGUUGUCUUCUUCAUGUCUUAACUUCAUGUCUCUCUCUUGAAUCUGUCCCGCAGAAUCCAAUCAUCACCCAGUUCUUCCCGACCCUCCUCCUGUGGUCCUUCUCCGCUUUACUCCCGACCAUCGUCUACUACUCUGCCUUUUUUGAAGCCCACUGGACCCGGUACGGUUAAACUUGGUUUUUCUGUUCUGAUUGUGACGUCUGUCUGGAUUUAAUCGUGUUUAAUCGUCUCUGUUUGGUCUGCAGGUCUGGAGAGAACAGGACCACGAUGCAUAAAUGCUACACCUUCUUGAUCUUCAUGGUCCUGUUGCUGCCCUCUCUUGGACUCAGCAGGUACAGCGUGCUCUUAAAGCUACAGUCAGUGUUUUUUUAGAUUCAUCCUGUCACUGACUCUUUUGUCCUCGUAUCUCUGCAGUUUGGACGUUUUCUUCCGCUGGCUUUUCGACACAAGUUUCCUGGAUCUUGCGACCGUCAGAUUUCAGUGAGUUGAUCGAGUUUCGGACGAUCCGUUCAGAUUUUACUGCGACGUUGACUUUUCCUGUCGUUCCCAAGGUGUGUGUUCCUCCCUGACAACGGCGCCUUUUUCGUGAACUACGUCAUCGCGUCCGCGUUCAUCGGUAACGCCAUGGACCUGCUGAGGAUACCCGGUCUGCUCAUGUACAUGAUCCGGCUGUGUUUGGCUCGCUCCGCCGCAGAGAGGAGAAACGUGAAGAGGGUGAGUGUGUCCGAGGAGACCAGGUCUGAGGAGGCGAACCCACAGCUGAUCCAGUCUGUGUGAAAACAUUAGAUUCAUUCUACAACUGAAAUAUCAUCAGUGAAAUAUUUUAAGGUUAGAGUUUUGUCUGAGUAGGGCUGGGCGAUAAACCGAAAAUUUACCGAUCCUGAAAUUUACGACAAUAACCAACGUCAUUUUGCCCAUAUCGGAAUAUUCGGUGUCAAAAAAAUGAAUAAAUCAAAGUUGGUUUUGGUCGUGUGAAGGUAGGCUAUGGUCUCAUGUAGGCCUGGGCGAUUUGGCAAAAAAAAUGAUCACGAUAUAUUUUGUCAUAUCUUCCGAUCUCGAUUAUUAUCACGAUUUUUUUUUUAAACUGCUGGUUUUAAAGCAUCUGUACUAAAAACUAAAGAAAGUAGAGAUUAUUUCAACAUUUUACUCUCAUACAAAGUAAAUUGAAUAAGAUAAACUUAGAAAAAUAUAAAACGCAUUUUAACUCAACAGAACAACAAAUGUAGAUAAAUACUAAAUAAUAAAGUGAACUAGUUUCUGCAGGUAUGAAAGACCCCAAAUAAACAAAUCUCCCCCUCAAAGAUAAUGAAGACGCCUUAAAAAAUAAACAUCAGAGGAUGUAAAAGUAGAUGAGACGAUUGAUUGCUUUGGUCUGGUUGCUGCACCGCUAGUUGUAGCUAAACUGCUAAUGCUGUUUGUGCCGUCAGCUGUGACUCCGCCCACAUUUUCAUGCUUUCCUCAUAAUCACUCGGGAAGAACUUCUUUAAAUGAUUAAACAGAUCUGUUGUGUUUCCGUUUUUUGAGGCACCGACCGCCGACAUAACUCACACAUCGGCUUAAUUACUCGACGUCACUUUGGAGAUACCUGAACCAUCGCCACACAACCGACGCUGAAUAACUUCAUAACAAAAACAUCUUCAGAGGAUGUCUUUAAGUCACAGCUGACAUCUAUUCUGUUGCCCUCAGCUCCACGUUUGGUCAUUCUGUACUCCUGUUUACUUCUACGGCAACUUACAGAAGUGAUCCGGAAAAGCUCGACUCUGAUUGGCUGUUAUCACGCACAUGAAACUGGAAAUGUAAACUUGUCCUGAUGAACGAGUCAAGUCAAUAAUUUCUGGUGUCGACCUUCUCCCUGUGACACAGACUGAGUUUAUUUACACUCACAGCCGAGUCUCACUCAUGUCCUCCUUCACUUUUAUAUGUUUUGAUGUUUCACGAGUUCGUUCAGACUCUAGAAAUCCGAGCGUCAGGAUCUUCUUAAUGAACCUCAAAGAUCCUCGUCUGAAUCAGCUCCACGUGAUCCUGAUUUUCUUUGUUUCUGUCUCUCAGCAUCAAGCCUAUGAGUUCCAGUUCGGGGCGGCGUACGCCUGGAUGAUGUGUGUCUUCACCGUGGUCAUGACCUACAGCAUCACCUGUCCUAUCAUCGUCCCCUUUGGUGAGCCCCGUUGUAUAUAAAGGUGGAGAGCUGAGUGAAUGAGUGCAGGUCUGAGCGCGCUCAGUGGGUCUGUUCCUGGUCCAAAGCUUAUCAGCCGCUCUAAUUGGAUGAGCUGCUCUGAUUGUUUUCUCUCCGCAGGUCUGAUGUACAUGCUGCUCAAACACCUGGCCGACAGGUACAACAUGUACUACGCGUAUCUGCCCACAAAACUGGACAAGAAGAUCCACUCUGGAGCCGUCAACCAGGUGGUGGCCGCUCCUAUCCUCUGCCUCUUCUGGCUCCUCUUCUUCCUCACUGUUCGCUCGGGUAAGACGAGGACGCCCCCUGCAGGCUGCCGACGUUAAAACACCUGUUACGAUUAGAAAGCAGGUCCAGAAACAUUAAACUCUUUUCUCUCCUCUUCAGGGUUUUCAGCGGCAACUUCCAUGUUCACAUUUAUCGUUUUGAUCAUCACAAUCAUCAUCUGCCUCUCUCACGUCUGUUUUGGACACUUUAAAUAUCUCAGCGCUCACAACUACAAGGUGAAACUCUCGCUCUGUCAAAGAUAAAAAUCGUGUUUUUGUUUGUCUGCGUUGGUUAAACUCUCGUCCCUUCUGUCACAGAUCGACAACCAGGUGGACGGGAUCCAGAACGGACAGGCGGUCUCCUCUUUUGCCCUCACCGCUACAUCGGUGAGUGGUCACUUUUAUUUAUUUAAUGACAGUUCGAGCCUCCAGAUCAAAUACGGGGGCAGAAAAACACACAAACAAGACGAGGAACACGUUUGUGCUCCGAGGAUGAGACCGCGUCAUUCUUAGAUCCUGGAAAAGUCCUGGAAAGGACACUGAAAUGCCUGGAAAAGUCUUUAUCUCAUAUGAGGAGUGUCUUAAAUUCUGUAUUAUUGUUAAUUUGAUCUCAUGAGGAGUCAUGAAGAUAACAGUAAGAUCACCGUCAGUCAGGUCGGUUCGAUGUUUUGGUCAGGUGAUCUUACUUUAGGAGGACCAGCUCUCAGGUUUUGACAUCCUCCUCUUUUUUUCUCCUCCGCAGCAAAGUUACAUCGCUCAGGUACUUCAGGACCCGAGUUUGGAGGAGGGCGGCUCAGGCAGCGGCGAGGACGACGGCCAGGGGUCCUCGCAGGACGAGGAAAUAAUCAACAUGGAGAACGGUCUGACUGAGGACUUCCAAUCUGGUGAGGACAGCCUCAUCGACCACGAAGUGAGGAACUGACGUCCACGAACUCACCCCUCCCUCCCUUUAAGUCAAGCCCACGGACUGCACUGAAGAUGUGAAUGAAAGGAGGAGCGCCUCAGCCUCCACAGAGGAACUUUGACACUAACACAAGCACACCGUCUACUUUAACGGAUUUAACGGAUUGUUGCUCAGACUCUUAAACGUGGACCUUCAGAGGGAACCGGUGACCUCCUCCUGCCCUGAUCCAGCCCAAAACUGCACAUGAUGGACCCACGAGAAGAAGAAGAAGAAGAAAGACACUACUGCACAAAUGAAGAAUUGUCCUCGUCUGACCGGGGCGUGAUGUCUGUCUGUAUCUUUAACAUUAUUGCACUUGAAAACAGAGAACCUGUCCUAUAAGCUCCAGUCUCACUGAGGUACUGUGGUUCAGCAUGCCUUCAUGGUGGAGGAGGGCGGAGGGCGGAGGUUCCUCCUGACAUCCUUCGCCUGUAUCUCUAACCGUCUGCACUACUUUCUCUGCUGGUGUGAGAGGAGGAGACGGAGAGAAGGGGGCGGAGUCUCCCCUCUGUGACGGUCUCUAAACUGUUCUUCCAAACCCACGAAAGCCUUCAAAUCAAAAAAGAGGAAAAAAAUCGACGCCACUAACACUCCUGACGCUUUGACUCUGUACAGCUGCGAAAACUCCAGAUUUAUGGUAUUUAUUUGAAACACUAGUGAGUUUGAUUUUCCCUGAAACUGUGGAAGAAGAAGAAGAAGAAGAAGAAGAGGGCGGAUAUCUCGGCACACUACAUGACCAAGACUCUGGACGUCUCUGAGCCUUUUGGUGGGACUGCUGUCGGACUGCUGCUACUCAAGCUGCCUCCACUAGGGGGAAACGUUUGCACGGCGGCGGCUGCAGGAGGACCGGCGGCCUGGUGCCUGCUGGUCCUUUUGUGCUGCUCGGAGAGGAGAGAAAGUCUGUUUGGGACUUUGUUUGUUUAGUUUUUUUCUGGGUCAGUCUCAGCUGAUCCUGGUUCUCUUUUCUGUUGUUCUCAUUUGUUUGAUUUUUGAUCGUUUGUUUACGUCUUGAUGUCGAGAUUUGGGAUUCAGCGCUCAGUUUGAGAUGCUCUCACUCUGUCAGGUCUGAUAACCUCGUUGUUUAGAUGUAGCCUCUCUCAGCAUUGUUACACCUUCCUAAUAAUUCACUGUGUUCAACUUUAGCCUCUCAACACUCUCAGAUCUUUAAAUCUACUGUAAACCCUCCAAACACCCGAGCUGAAGAAGUUCUUACCCUCCAACAGUCGGAGGUCCGCUCUCUCACUUUGGUGGACCUCUGUCAGUGCAAUAAUCGAAAACUACUGCUACACACUUCACUUUAGACCCCCGUAUUAGACGUCCAGUUUGGUUUUUAUGUACGAGGGACCACUUUGGGUGGAGUUUGGAGCUUCACACGCUUAAAGGAGACCUGCUUUACUCAGUUUGACCUUUCUUUCAGUCUGGGACACCUGGAGAGCAGCUCAGCGUGAUUUUCAGCUGAAGAACUCCUGAUUUAUGGCAAACCGGCGUUUGUGAUGCCCCCCCCCCCAUUUUGUAGAAAAUGCCAAAUGCAUCUUCCAGCUUGUGGUUCUGGAUCUUCAUGGAGGUCUUUCUAGUUCAGCUCCGUGUUAAAGUAACAGCUGAGACUCAGAUCAUCAGAGGAGUCAUCAGUCGCCACUUUCUGAUGCCUUUGUCCAACAUUUGAACAUCAUCAGACUCCAGAUCAGUGAUCGUAGGUCUCCUUAAAGUGAUCAAUAUCAGUCUGACAAUAGGUUAAAUAUAUUUGUUCAGCUCCCUCUCACCCACACAAAUCCUCGUCCUCUUCCGUGUCACGUUCGUCUUUUACAAGAGACUCUUUCCUCGUUCGUUUGACUCGAAGCCUGUCUACAGUUUUACACACAGUGCCUCUCAUGAGCGAUCGACCUCCAUGAACUUUCCCCGCUUUAGAAUAAAGAAAAUAAAGGUUAUUUUUAUUAUUCCUAGAAAGCUGCGCAGAAAUAAAUCAGAUGCUCUUGAUGUGGCGAUCAUAGUUUCACAUUAAUCAUGAAAAUUUUAGAUGUUUUUAGAGCGUUCAGCAGAAAUGUCCCGAUCAUGAUCUCGACCGUAUUAUUGAAGCAGAUCUAGAUGUUUUCUAAAUCACUGAGGAUCUGCAGUUCCUGAACUCUGGUUGUUUAGAUCAGCUGUUGCAAAUGCAGACUAAAUUAUCUGAACCUACAAAGACAAAAACACGAAAACAGCUCCUUAAUAUUCAUGCAGUAUGAUUGUUUCUGCAAGUAAAGCUGCAUUCACUACAACCGAUGAGAUACGACAUCUGAAAACUGAUCAUGUAACUGAUUUUAAAGCAGCAGCAGAGGAAAGACUUCUGCAAAAUGAAGGAUGUACGUCUAGGAGAGAGAGUGAACGAGCUGAGAGGAUCACGGUGAAGGAAAACUGGUCCGUCGCCGAGCUAGAGCGACGUCUUUUAGAUCGUUCUGCAUCAGAGAAACCACCUUAACGAGGCGGUACAGCAAAGUUUGUGGUGAUGUCCAAGGUGAUUGGAUGAAAUUCUCUGUUAGUUAAUUAAGUUAAUUAAUGCAGCUUCGUUCUUUUGGCACCUACAGGAAUCAGUUCAGGACUUUGUAUCUCAACAGGAGAUAAACUGGGCAGACUGGGACAUUCCCAUCAUACUGUAUAUCCAAAACUCCAUCUUUCUGCGCAGCUUUAAAAAGACACUACAUGAGGGAUUUAAAGGGGGUGAAAACUCCAGCCAGGCACCGAUGAUUUAGCCUCUUUAAACAUCAUCUUCAGGUGUUUUAAUGAGAUAUUUAUGGAUGAAGUUCUUCAUAAAACCCUAACAGAAAAUAUCUGCACUACUCCUUUAAUACUUCCUGAUCCAGUGACGAGCUUCAGAUGGAAACACGCAGACGUAAAACUGAAACACGGUUCCUGAGCUGAGACGAAGACGACACUAUGAGCCGCCCUGUUAGAGUCAAAGAUGAUCACCUCUGACACUUUGGACCAAAAACUGUUCUCAGAUCUGAGGAGACGUAUCUCAGCUGCUCAGAGGACCACUGUGGAGAACGUGCACUAACUAACCUUCACUUAGAUGAUUGACAGAGAAGGGCGCACCACUGUGACGAUGACGACAAAGAUCCUUAACGUUAAUCUCCGAUUUUCUUCUCUCUCCGCUCUGAAAGCCUCAUUCCUCUCGUACUAACGCGUACUGUUUGACACCUGUGGUUCAGGUGCUCCUCUGGUCAUGAAAAGGUGAUUUUAUAUUUUAUACCUCUUCAUUUUUAUACCUCUGACAUGUCUUGAAAUCUCUGAAUGUGUUCCGCUCUGAGGAGAUUCUUCAUGAUCUCUGUUUCAGAGCUGAAUGUCGGUUUAACUCCUCGACUUUUUCUAAGUGGCUUCAUGUUUGACGGCUGUUUCUGCAGCUCAAAGGGCAGUUCACCUGUUAACCUGAGAUUUUAUACGCUAACUAAGCUGACGCUGUCGUCGUCCUUUUUUUAUGUCGUGGCAUUUCAUUUGAGUUCAGCCUGCCGUCUUCUGCUCCUUCUGAGUCCAGCUUCUUAGUUUAGAUUCAGGUCUUCGUAGAUUCUGGGACUCACUGGAACUAAAAGGAUGUUGUUUUUGUAAAAGUUAAGCUCUAAUAGAAGUCAUCAGUGUUCUCUAAACAGUCAAAUGUCUCUGCGUGUUUUUCGGAGCUCUGCCUCUUUUAGUUUGACGGGGAGAGUAACCUCUGCAGAAAUCAUCCGUCUCAUUUUUUUAUUUUUCCCAAAGGGCCGCCUGUAAUACAGAUAUAUAUAAAAACUGUGUAUAUAUAUCUUUACUUCUCUCCCUCAGCUCUUUGAAAAAUAAACUCUGUGUAAUCAAAA
Xyrichtys novacula (pearly razorfish) is the source of this 26515-nucleotide messenger RNA. Lineage: Eukaryota; Metazoa; Chordata; Actinopteri; Labriformes; Labridae. The record is from the annotation of a GenBank genome assembly.